CACUGAGCACAACAUUUUUUCACAAUUUCUCCCUUGGUGUUAAGAAAAAGAAAGAAAGUCAUAUAGGGUUACAAAAACACAGGUGUGAGUAAACAAUGACUGAAUUUUCAUUUUUGGGUGAACUAAUCCUUUAACUAUAAAAAUGUUCUUAAAAAAAUGGGUUUAAAGUACCUUCACUGAAAGGUUCUUUGGGGAACCAAAAAAGUUUAUUCUAUGGCAUCUCUGUGAAAUUGUUAAGAGUGUAAAGUUGGCUUACUUUAAUGUUUCUAAUGUUUCCUUUUCAUAGUUUGCUAGAUACAGCCAAUUCCAGCCAAGAAGGAAGUCUUGAUACUUCCCUAUUUUGGAAAUUUGUCCCUGAGAAUUCAGGUUAAAAGAAAAGAGAUCCAAGAGUUUAAGGAAGAACUUUUCCAACUAGAAGACAAGAAGCAAAGACUGAUGAAGCUGCAGGAGCAUCUGAGAGAGGAGCAUGCGGGUCAGGUGAAUGAACUGCAUAAUCAGUUGAAGGAGCAAGAGAGGAACCUGGAGCAGAGCGAGCUGGCAUAUAAAGACCAGGUGGAGAGCGCUGUCCAAAGCAACCUAGAGCUGAAAUGUAAGCAAGAGAAAGAACUAGAAGAACUGUGCUGUAAGCUUGAGAGGCUGCAGGUGCAGCUGGAGGAAGUGCAGGCAGAGAGACAGGAAUGGCUGCAGUAUAAGAAUGAGGGCAGCAUGGAAAACCAGCAAAAGAUCCAAAAACUGGGAAAAGAUAUUGCUUCAACACAAACGAUAUUCCAGGAGAUGUCAGAAUACCUUCAGAGAUCUCUGACAGAUGCUGUUGAAGAAAUUGACAAAAAGACAGCACAGCUUCAUGAUGAGACUAUGCAACAGGCUGUUGAGAGAGCAUUUGAAAACCUGGACAAUCACAUUAAACGGAGCAUCAAACUAUAUGAUUGCCUGAAAAAAGAGGUUGCCGUCUACAUUAAGGAGGUCUCAGUAUUUGAAUCCACUGUCCAGCAAUUAGAAAAGGAGAACUUGGAACUUGUGAAUAAGCUUUUAAAAGACCUAGAUGAUCUUAGCCUCGGGAAUGCAUUUCAUGCCCAUAAUGCAAGGCUUGGGUCCUAUGACGACACCCAUCUGGACGUUACCAUAAUGAAAAUAAGCCCUGAGGAAACACCAGAGUUGGUCGGCAGACCCCCAUAUACCCUCCAGCCCCUAGCGGAAGCCGAGGGGGCUCAACAUAAAAGAGAUGUGACUGAUUCUGGCAGCAUAACCCCUUCCAUCGCACUUGACCUCAGCAAAAUAUUCUACAGCAGUGAGACUGAUUUCAUGGGGCUGAUGCAUCUGGGCCCAUUGGAGCAGAGGUUCCUGUGUGUGGUAGGUAAGGCUGCUACCCUACACCCACUACCAUCGGAUCUCCAGAUGUCCCAAACUGAGAAGUGGCCUGUUACCUCACAGAUCAUCCAGGAGUUUCAAAAGCCACAAACAUCAACACAGUGUGGAAAAACAGACACAAAUGACACCUGUUUGUCACAGAUUUAGUUGUUCAAAGCUUGAAAAUCAUACUUUGGAUAAAACAAUUAAAAUACAGGGAAUUUUAAAGCAGGCUUGUCUUUUUUUCCUCCUAUCAAGAAUACUUUAACCUUAUUAACACUCAAUGUUAAAAAGAGAGGCCAAACAAAGGUCUUAAAAGCAUAGUUAAUCGAAAAGAAUAAUUCUGUCAUUAUUUACUCACUAUCAUGUUUCAACCAUAUGACUUUCUUCGUUCCAUUAAAAACAAAAGAUGUUAGGCAGACUGAUUGCCUCAGUCAUUUUAUUGUAAAGAAAAAUAAAUGCAAUGAAAAUGAAUGAAGACUGAGACUAACAUUAUGCCUAAGGGGCUGUUCAGGCCGAAUGACUUCUUCCAGUCACAGCACAAUCCAGCUGUGCAGGCAACACGCAGCUGGUCAACGGAGAAUGGCCAGAUUGGUUUGAGCUGACAGAAAGGCUACAGUAACUCAGAUAACCACUCUACAAUUGUAGUGUGCAGAAUAGCAACUCAGAAUGCACAACACUUCAAACCUUCAGGCAGAUGGGCUACAAAACCAGCAACAAUUAUACGAAUAUUUAUGAUUACUCGAUCGGCAUAUCAUGUAAAAAUGUAAGAUUAACAGUCCUAGUUGACUUUUUUUUUACUUAAACAUGAGACGCUUCUAUGUGAGACACGUGCAAUUGUCAAAGACGUCAUCUAUUGCAUACAUGUAUAGAAAAAUUAUUGAAAAAGCGCAGAUGGGCACAAAAACACAUUCGUUGUGAAUGACCCCAAACAUCCCUAUUUGUGUUCCACAGAAGUCAGUCGUAUGGGUUUGAACAAACGCCAGAGGAUGAGUAAAUGACGACAGAAUUUUCAUUUUUGAGCGAACUACCAGCUGAACAGUCAACAUAAAGUUUAAUGUAAAACAACUUAAACACAGACACACACAACGUGGCCGCGUGCGUCUCUCUCUCUCUCGAACUGGUGUCUCCGGCUCCCCUUUAUCUCGCUCUCCCGCUGAUCAACUGAUUCAGCGCCGGCCGUGCACCCUAACAGCCCAGCC
This is a messenger RNA of Myxocyprinus asiaticus (Chinese sucker), 2549 nucleotides long. RefSeq names its product coiled-coil domain-containing protein 83-like. Lineage: Eukaryota; Metazoa; Chordata; Actinopteri; Cypriniformes; Catostomidae. The transcript is spliced from 10 exons. The record is from RefSeq and is a predicted model, not a curated record. The coding region runs from base 436 to 1515 and encodes 359 amino acids.